AUGAAAGAUCAAUGCCCUUUGGACAGCGAUGCCUCAGGGUAUGUCGCCAGUUGCACCCUUGGUCUGGCCACUUCUGCUCCUACCAUUUCCCACACCUACAUCGUCGACUCUGGCGCCACUGAGACAAUGGUCAAUCACCCCUCUCUUCUCACCAACCUCCACCCUCUCUCUCCCCCUCGCCAUGUCAAGAUGGGCAACGACGCGAGACUCCCAGUCCGAGAAGUUGGUACCCUGCAACUCAACGGUGUUACCUUCCACAACGUCUGGGUUGUCCUUGGGUUGAACCGAAACCUCCUCUCUUGCCGACGUGGACCUCGCAAGCAGGCGCCACCAAUGUACCAGCUUCCGGUCGCGUUGUACCGUCUGGGUCACGAUGGUAGUGGUGCAAACAUGAACAGUGUCAGCCAUACUUUUGGAGUUUCUGAGGGCACAGCGACAUUGUGGAACGAAGAGGCGGCCAAGCGGUAUAACGACCCCGACCUCGAACUAAAGCCCCAUCACUAUUUCACCCAUCACGGGCAGCCUUCGGGUGAUGGCCCUCGACAUGGAAUCUUCCAGGAGGACGACGUACAUGUCCAAAGGUUCCUGCAUAACCAUGCAGGUGUCACGCAUGAAACUCUUUCCUCAAUCAUUUGCCAUUGGUUGUACAACCACAGGGGCCCAACAAAACAAUCAAAGAAAGGUAUCCUGAAGAAGCUUAGCGCGGUCAGAAGAAAUCUCGAGUCAGCAAGGGGACUCUUCGGCUCGGGCGCUGGCUAUGAUCGUGAGGUGCAAUUCGUGAAGGAUGGCAAGACUUGUACGAAGUAUAUAAAGGACAUCUCCGACGCCAAAGCUACCCCGGAAGAUAUCUGCCAACACUUCAAGGACUGGGAUGUAAUCCUCCGAGACGUCAGACCUCUGGAUGCGACUCUGCGUCACCAAUCUCAAAGAAAUCAGAAUCCGGCUAUUGAGGUGAUGGAUCAGGAGUUUAGCACACAGGCCAAUUAUGAGAGUGUUGGGGAGGAGGACAAUACAGGCGAGGAGGAGGAAAGGGGGGUCGAUUAUCUAGGUGAUGACAAGUUCUUCAUUGCAAACAGAGAAGCGUUGUCGGGUUCAGACUCUGGCGGAGAGGAGUCAAUGACUGUACCUAUUGCGUUCAUUCUUUGA
Molecule: messenger RNA, 1146 nt
Organism: Cryptococcus amylolentus CBS 6039
Lineage: Eukaryota; Fungi; Basidiomycota; Tremellomycetes; Tremellales; Cryptococcaceae
Exons: 5
Coding region: 1-1146 (381 amino acids)
Source: RefSeq, a predicted model, not a curated record